GAGAAUCAACGAGCUUCUUGUGAUACUUUUAGGGGAGAAGGAUAUUUCCGUCAAAACGCCUCCAAAUUUCACGCCAUUGAGAAAUGAAACCUAGAAGAUCGACAUCUCUUUCUCUCUGAGGUUCACCGCACCCUCUCGAUCAACCAAAGAGAGAGGAACCAAAAAAAAAAGACACAAAUCGUAGGAAAGUUUCAGAUUUCUGAGAAUCCCAUGGGAACUCCAGAGACUACACGGGAACCGUGUCCCGAUCGUAUUCUUGACGACAUCGGGGGCGCUUUCGCCAUGGGAGCUGUCGGCAGCUCCGCUUAUCAUUUCAUCAGGGGUCUCCGAAACUCCCCCACUGGUGCUCGGUUCGUCGGUGGCUGCCAAGCCGUCAGGAUGAACGCUCCUCGUACCGGAGGCGGUUUCGCCGUCUGGGGCGGCUUGUUCUCGACUUUCGAUUGUGGCUUCGUUUACCUCCGCCAGAAGGAGGAUCCUUGGAACUCCAUCAUGGCCGGCGCCGCCACCGGCGGUUUGCUUCAGAUGCGUCAGGGUUUGGGCUCAGCGGCUCGCUCGGCUGCUUUUGGUGGUGUUCUGUUGGCUUUGAUCGAAGGUGCUGGAAUCAUGUUCACCAAGUUCGCCGAACGACAGCAACAAAUCCCCAUUACGUUUGACGAGCCGCCGCCGAAUCUUUCCGGCGUCCCCGGGUAUCAGACCCAGCUACCGGGCCCUGAAGUGUCUUCUUCGGGUUCGGGGUCGGAUUCGGGUUCGUGGUUGGGUGGGUGGUUCGGUGGUGAAAACAAGAAAGAGUCUCAAGGAUCAUCGAGUAGUGGAAGUGAAACGAAGAUCUUGGAGAGCUUCGAUGCACCCCCUGUGCCAAGUUUCGAGUACAAGUGAAUUUUUUUGGGUGAAGAAAUUGUGAUUUUGAUCAAAUUAGUUCGUUGUUAGAAAGAGGUAUGUAUGGUUUUGAUUUGAGAACCUUGGGAAUUAGUUUUAAAAUUUGUGGGUUUUUUUUUUC
This is a messenger RNA of Ziziphus jujuba (common jujube), 997 nucleotides long. RefSeq names its product mitochondrial import inner membrane translocase subunit TIM17-2. Gene Ontology annotation, cellular component: TIM23 mitochondrial import inner membrane translocase complex; mitochondrial inner membrane. Gene Ontology annotation, molecular function: transmembrane protein transporter activity. Lineage: Eukaryota; Viridiplantae; Streptophyta; Magnoliopsida; Rosales; Rhamnaceae. The coding region runs from base 211 to 876 and encodes 221 amino acids. The transcript has a single exon. The record is from RefSeq and is a predicted model, not a curated record. Gene Ontology annotation, biological process: protein import into mitochondrial matrix.